Coprinopsis cinerea okayama7#130 is the source of this 461-nucleotide messenger RNA. RefSeq lists its product as hypothetical. The coding region runs from base 65 to 298 and encodes 77 amino acids. The record is from RefSeq and is a predicted model, not a curated record. The transcript is spliced from 3 exons. NCBI's taxonomy places the organism in Eukaryota, Fungi, Basidiomycota, Agaricomycetes, Agaricales, Psathyrellaceae.
GAACAACUUAUCGACUUCUCUCUUCUUCAGACAGUACAACCCGAGAAACCACAAACAAAUCACAAUGGGAUCUGUAUUCAGCGCCAUCGGUCGGGGUAUCAACUCUAUCAUUUCCGCUAUUGCGAAUGUGUUCAUGACUAUCGUGAGCGCUAUAACUUAUGUAAUCGUAACCAUCUUCGACGUCAUCACCGACAUCCUCUGCUGCCGCUGCUUCGGUAGCAGACGAAGCAGUCGGCGCACUGGACGUACAAAGUUUAGGAGGUUUGGUGGAUCGAGGAGGCGUGGGGCGACGUAUUAGGGUUUGUGCGUGCUGAUUGGGGACGUGCUUGUUUUGUGUCUCUUGACUCUGGACUGGACGGAUCCAACACGGAUUGAAACACGGACGUUUUCUCUUGAUGAUACCAUAUGAAUCUGUACUCUAUAUUUACGACUAUUCUAAUUUUGACAUGAUUCGGACUUUG